GCAUGGUCUACACGCAGGAGGCCCGAGUUUGAUCCCAGGGAGCGGGCCCCAAGCCAUGCAGUGUGAGUAGCCUCAAACUCCACUGCAUGUGACCCCCAAACAGACCCCCCAAAAGGAAUACCAGUAGAAAUUAACUGCACUCUUGGCUUUGACUUCACCUCCAUUAGGUCUGAGUUCCUGUCCCUCGUGCUCCUGGGGGGAAUGGGUUAAACUUUAGCUCGGCCUCCUUUUUCCUUCUUCGUGUCUUCCUGUGGCUGCUUCCCACUGCCCCAAAGGAAGCAGCCCUAUCCGCUACUGCUCAGCCCAGCGCCUGCACUUCCAUGGCCCUCACCUCGUGGUGACAGUGGGGACUUGUCCCUGGACACGAGAGAAGCUACCUUGCUUUCUCCAGGAGGAGUUAUCCCUCACUUCUCCAGCUGAACAUUUCCCAGCAGUAAAGCCAUGCAUGCACAUCUCUGCACUUGCCUCUUUCUGUGCGUCUGGCGAGUUGGCUUUAGUGCCACCAGGAAACACUAUCUGGGAGCCGUGCCCAUGCUCUGGGACUACACGCACAGCGAGCUUCUCGGAGAGCUGCAGGUGGUGUCGAGGUUCGCCCCUGGUGAGCCAAGAUCUUUUCCAGUCAACACCUCAGCCCUGUACCCCAAAACUGUGUUUGUGGAGUUCACGGAUCACCUGUUCAACAUCGUCAAGCCCAGGCCACCCUGGAUGGGUCUGUUGGGUCCUACCAUCUGGGCAGAGGUUUACGAUACAGUGAUCAUUACACUUAAGAAUAUGGCUUCUCAUCCCGUUAGUCUUCAUGCUGUUGGUGUGUCCUACUGGAAAGCUUCUGAAGGUGCUGAAUAUGAGGAUCAGACCAGCCAAAAGGAGAAGGAAGAUGAUCAUGUCAGGCCUGGUGAAAGUCAUACCUAUGUGUGGCAGGUCCUGAAAGAGAAUGGCCCAAUGGCCUCUGAUCCUCCAUGUCUCACUUACUCAUAUUUUUCUCACGUGAACCUGGUGAAAGACAUAAAUUCAGGCCUUAUCGGAGCUCUGCUGGUUUGUAAAGAAGGGACCCUGUCAGAAGAAAGGAUGCAGCCUUUGCACCAAUUUGUACUGCUUUUUGCUGUAUUUGAUGAAGGGAAAAGCUGGUAUGCAGAAACCAAUGGCUCCUUGGCACAGGAUGUUGCUGCAGCGAGGGCCCACUCUCAAAUGCACACAGUCAACGGCUAUGCCCACAGGACUCUGCCAGGUCUGACGGGAUGCCACAAGAGAUCAGUCUACUGGCAUGUGAUUGGGAUGGGAACUACCCCUGAAGUGCACUCAAUCUUUUUGGAAGGGCACACAUUUCUUGUGAGGAACCAUCGUCAGGUCUCUUUGGAGAUCUCACCAAUAACUUUCCUGACUGCCCAGACGGUCCUCAUGGACCUUGGCCAGUUCCUGCUGUUUUGUCAGAUAUCUUCACACCAACAUGAAGGCAUGGAAGCUUAUGUCAGUGUGGAGAGCUGCCCGGAGGAGCCCCAAGUGAGGAAGAACAACAAUGACAGAGAGGAAGUCUAUGAUGAUGACCUGGACGAUGAUGACCUGGACGUGGUCAGCUUUGAUGACGACCACGCCUCCCCCUUUCUCCAGGUGCGCUCAGUUGCCAAGAAGCACCCAAAGACUUGGAUUCACUACAUAGCAGCGGAGGAGGGUGACUGGGAUUAUGCCCCCUCGAACGUCGCACCCAGUGACAGAAGUUAUGAAAGUCUAUAUUUGAACAAUGGGCCCCAGCGGAUUGGUAAGAAAUACAAAAAGGUCCGAUUUAUGGCGUACUCAGAUGAAACAUUCAAGACCCGCAAAGCUACUCAGGAUGAAUCGGGAAUCUUGGGACCUUUGCUUUAUGGAGAAGUUGGAGACACACUUUUGAUUGUAUUUAAGAAUGGAGCUAGUCGACCAUACAAUAUUGUCCCUCACGGAAUCACAGUGGUUGGACCUCUGCAUGCAGGGAGACUGCCAAAAGGUGUGAGCCAUGUGAAAGAUCUGCCCAUCUUGCCUGGAGAGAUCUUCAAGUACAAAUGGAUGGUGACCCUAGCAGAUGGGCCCACCAAAUCAGACCCCCGCUGCCUGACUCGCUACUACGUCAGUGUUGUGGACCAGGAGAGAGACCUAGCUUCGGGCCUCAUUGGCCCUCUCCUCAUCUGUUCCAAAGAAUCUGUGGAUCAAAGAGGAAACCAGAUGAUGUCAGACAAGAGAAAUGUCAUCCUGUUUUCUGUGUUUGACGAGAACCGAAGCUGGUACCUUGCAGAGAAUAUGCGGCGCUUCCUCCCCAACGCAGAUAGUGCACAGCCACAGGACCCAGACUUCCAGGCGUCCAAUGUCAUGCACAGCAUAAAUGGUUACAUGUUUGAUAACUUACAACUGUCAGUCUGCCUGCACGAGGUGGCAUACUGGUACAUUCUCAGUGUUGGUGCACAGACUGCCUUCCUCUCCGUCUUCUUCUCUGGUUACACCUUCAAACACAAGAUGGUCUAUGAGGACACACUCACGCUGUUUCCAUUCUCAGGAGAAACUGUCUUCAUGUCAAUGGAAAAUCCAGGUGUCUGGGUGCUGGGGUGCCACAACUCAGACUUUCGGAACAGAGGCAUGACAGCCUUACUGAAGGUUUCUAGUUGUGACGGGAACACUGAUGAUUAUUAUGAAGACACAUAUGAAGAUAUUUCAACGUUCUUAGUGGAUGACAAUGAUGUCAUUGAACCCAGAAGCUUUUCCCAGAAUUCAAGGUACCCUAGUAAUAGUCACAAGCAAUUUAAAUCCAGCACAAUUCCAGAAAACGACCUAGAGAAGCUUGACCACCAAUCUGGAGAGAGAACACAGCUGCUUAAAUCACAGAAUGUCUCAUCCAGUGAUUUGCUGAUGAUCUUGGAACAUCCUACUCCUCCUGGAUUAUCCUUCUCUGAUCUCCAAGAAGCCACAUCUGUGGCUUCAGACCAUUUACCCAGAACAAUAAAGUGUAACAGUUCCCAGUUUUCAGCACCAUGCCUUCAAACAGAAUUUCAUCUCAGUACAGACAGAGUCUUUACUGAGCCAGAACUUCCAUUAAGAUUGAAUGAGAAUCUGGGCACAACAAUAUCAGUGCAGUUGAAGAAACUUGAUUUAAGCACUUCUAAUUUAUCAAAUAAUCUAAUAGCUUCCCCGCAAAUUUCAUCAGGCACAUUGGCAACAAAUCUCGAAAAGGAAAGCAGUUCCUUAGGUCCCCCAAAGAUGCCAGUACACCUUAGUAGUCAAUCAAACACCUCUGGACUUGUCAGAAAGUCAUCUCGUCCUAUUGGAUCCAAUGUAUCUUUCGGCUUGGGUCAAGGAGAUAAUAAUCCCAAAUUUUUAGAAGCAGCUUUAAUGAACAGUCAAGAAAGAUCAGUGGGUGGAAAUGUCUUACCAACAGAGAGAAAUGGGCUACUUGAAAACAGAAGAGGUAUCGGACCGGCUUCAUUGACUAAAGCUGAUACUUUAUUCAAUGCUAAUAUCUCUUUGAUAAAGACAUACAAGACACUAAAAAACUCAACAGCUAAUGGAAAGUCUUACAUUGAUGAACCAAUAUUAUUAACUGAGAAUAAAACAUCAGUCUGGCAAGAUAUAUUAACAAAUAAUACUGAGUUUCAAAAAGGGACUUCUUUGAUUCAUAAUGAAACAUUUAUGAACAAAGACACCACAGGUUUGAGGUUAACUCCUGUGUCAAAUGAAAGUUCUUCCUCAAAAAGUAUGGAAAUGGUUCUGCAAGAAAAAGAGGGUCAUGUACCACAAGGUGAAGAAAAUUUGUUUGUCAAGAUGCUCUUCUUUCAAGGGUCAGAAAAUGAAAUGAAAAGGACUACUGACAGAAGUUUUCUGAGCUCUGGGCAAAGACCUGGUCCUAAGCACUCAACAUCUAUAGGAUCAGAACUAUUUGUACAAGGUCAUAAUUUCCAGUCAGAAAAGAGUAAUGCAAUAGGGACAGAGGAUGAACUUACAAAGGAUACAGGAUUCAAAGAAAUGACUCUUCCACGUAGCAGGGACAUAUUUAUUGGUAAUUUGGAAAAUGUCCAAGAAAAUGAUCCACAGAAUCAAAGAAAAAAAUCUCAGGAAGACACAGAAAAAAAGGCACCUUUAGUCCAAGAAACUUCUGUUUCACCUUUGAUGAAUAAUGUGACUCAUACUAACAAUUUCCUGAAAGCCCCUUUCUUACCAAGCUCAAGGCCAAAUAUAGGAGGUGUAAGUGAAGGGACAUAUAUCCCCCUACUUCAUGACCCCAGGGCAUCAAUUGAUUCGACCAGUACAGCAGGGUAUAACAUAGACUGGAUCUCCAAAGCAAAGGGGGAAGUGAACUUGGAAGACAUAGGAAAAGAAACAAAGCAAAUGGUAGAAGAGUAUCCAGGCACCACAAGGAUGUCCCCUAUUCUAACUCAGGAGAAUGCCACCAUUCAGCGUGGUAAGCGAGCUUUGCAACAACUCAGACUCCCACUAGGAGAAAAAGAAUUUGAAAGGGGGACAAUAAUAAACGACACCUCAACCCAGUGGCCUCAAAACUUGACGUCUUUGACCCCAGACUCCUUCAAACAAACAGAGUACAAAAAGAAAAAUAAAAGAGGCGUUAUUCGGUCCCUCUUCACAAACUAUUUGGUGAGAAGUAGUGGCAUCAUCCAAACAAAUGAGUCGGUGUUACCUGUUGCAAAGAUAUUGGUCCCUCCAUCAAUUAGACCUACAGAUCUGAGUAGGAUGCCAUCCCUGGACAAUUCUUCUCAACUGCUAGCAACAGCCUGCACUUAUACUUUUAGAGAGAGGAGUCCUGAGAUCCAAGAACACAGUCAUUUCUUACAAGUAGAUAAAAAAGAUAACUGCUCUUUACUCAUGCUAAAAUUGGAGAUGAUCAGAGGUCAAAGAAAAGUCAGCUCCUCGAGAAAAAGUGACAUGAGUUCAGUCACAUACAAGAAAUCUGAGAAUACACGUCUCUUGAAACCAGGAAUGUCUGAGAUAUCUGACCAAGGUGAAUUGCUGCCUGAAGCUCACAGUCAUCAGGAAGAUUCUUUCCCUACAGAAGCUAUAAGUGGUUUUCCUGACCACCAGAAUAUCAUGAAAGAACUUUUCCUUCAGAAAACACAGGGGCCUGAGAAACCAAAUAAAGUAAAUAGACCUGAAAAAAUUCCCUCUCUGAAAUGGGUCACAAAAAACUUUAGAAAUACCCCCUCUGAACGGCUGGAUCCCUUGGUUUGGGAUGACCAGUAUGCUACCCAGACACAAACAGAAGCAUGGGAAUCCCACGUGUUACCACGAAAAAAUAUAGCUUUUAAGACAAAGUACCCCAUUUUGACCCUGGAUCCUUGGAAAGACAGGGAUUCAAUAGCAGCAGAAAGUGAAAGACAAGACAAGCUCCAGAGAGAAGCCAACUGGGCAAAGUCAGGAGGGACUGGAAGACUGUACUUUCAAAACCCGUCUAAACGCCACACCAGGGAAAUAACAAUCCCUACUCUUCCACCAGAGGAAGAAAAUGCAGACUAUGAUGAUGCCAUCCCAGCUGAAAACAAGAGUGAAGACUUUGACAUAUAUGGUGACGAAAAUCAAGGCCCACGCAGCUUCGAAAAGAGAACCCGGCACUAUUUUAUUGCUGCAGUGGAACGGCUCUGGGAUUAUGGGAGGAAUAGAUCACCCUAUUCAGCAAGAAACAGAGUUCAGAGUGAAGGCAUCCUCCAGUUCAAAAAGGUGGUUUUUCAGGAAUUUGCUGAUGACUCCUUUACUCGGCCCUUGUACCGUGGAGAACUAAACGAACACUUGGGACUCUUGGGGCCGUACAUACGAGCAGAAGUUGAAGACAAUAUCAUGGUAACUUUCAAAAACAAGGCUUCUCGUCCCUACUCCUUCUAUUCUAGUCUCAUUUCCUAUGAGGAAGAUCAGCAGCAAGGAGCUGAACCUAGGAAAAAGUUUGUCAAGCCCAAUGAGACCAAAACUUACUUUUGGAAAGUGCAGCAUCAUAUGGCACCCACUAAGGAUGAGUUUGACUGCAAAGCCUGGCCCUAUUUUUCAGAUGUUGAUCUGGAGAAAGACGUGCACUCGGGUUUGAUCGGGCCCCUUCUGAUCUGCCGUGAAAACACUCUGAGCCCUAGUCGUCAGAGACAAGAGACUGUGCAGGAAUUUGCUCUGUUGUUUACCAUUUUUGAUGAGACCAAGAGCUGGUACUUCACUGAGAACAUGGAAAGGAACUGCAGAGCACCAUGCAAUAUACAGAUGGAAGACCCACAUUUCAGAGAGAACUAUCGCUUUCAUGCAAUCAAUGGCUAUGUGAUGGAUUCACUCCCUGGCUUAGUCAUGGCUCAGGGUCAAAGGAUCCGGUGGUACCUGUUGAGCAUGGGAAGCAAUGAGAACACACAUUCUAUUCACUUCAGUGGGCAGGUGUUCACUGUGCGGAAGAAGGAGGAGUACAAAAUGGCAGUGUACAAUCUCUACCCAGGCAUCUUUGAAACUGUGGAAAUGCUACCUUCCAAAGUUGGAAUUUGGCGGAUAGAAUGCCUUAUUGGGGAGCACCUUCAAGCUGGGAUGAGCACCCUUUUCUUGGUGUACAGCAAAGAGUGUCAGGCUCCCUUGGGAAUGGCUUCUGGGCGCAUUAAAGAUUUCCAGAUUACAGCAUCAGGACAGUUUGGAGAAUGGGCCCCCAAACUGGCCAGACUCCAUUAUUCCGGAUCAGUCAAUGCCUGGAGCACCAAGGAUCCCUUCUCCUGGAUCAAGGUGGACCUCUUGGCACCAAUGAUUAUUCACAGCAUCAUGACUCAAGGUGCCCGUCAGAAGUUCUCCAGUCUCUACGUCUCACAAUUUAUCGUCAUGUAUAGUCUGGAUGGGAAUAAGUGGCAGAGUUAUCGAGGAAAUUCUACUGGAACCUUAAUGGUCUUUUUUGGUAACGUAGAUGCCUCUGGGAUAAGGCAGAAUAUUUUCAGUCCUCCAAUAAUUGCUAGAUAUAUUCGUUUGCACCCAACACAUUUUAGCAUCCGCAGCACUCUUCGCAUGGAGUUGAUGGGCUGUGAUUUAAACAGUUGCAGCAUGCCUCUGGGAAUGGAGAAUAAAGCCAUAUCGGAUGCUCAGAUCACUGCCUCAUCCUACUUGAAUAAUAUGUUUGCCACCUGGUCUCCCUCACAAGCCCGACUUUACCUCCAGGGUAGGACCAAUGCCUGGAGACCCCAGGUGAAUAAUCUAAACCAGUGGUUACAAGUGGACUUCCAGAAGACAAUGAAAGUCACAGGAAUAACCACCCAAGGAGUGAAAUCUCUUCUUACCAGCAUGUAUGUGAAAGAGUUUCUUCUUUCCAGCAGUCAGGAUGGCCAUAAUUGGACUCCGUUUCUUCAGAAUGGCAAAGUGAAGGUUUUUCAGGGCAAUGACGACGCCACCACGGCCGUGGUGAACUCUCUGGACCCGCCACUCCUGACCCGCUUCCUCCGGGUGCACCCUCAGAACUGGGCCCAGCACAUCGCUCUGAGGCUUGAGCUGCUGGGCUGUGCUGCCGCCUAGCAGAAACCGCCGAGUCCCAAGUGAAUGGUCCGGAAGUGCACACGCACGGGUCCUUCCCGCCUGUGGACCUAGGGGCAGGCAGUUCCUCGGCCCCCGCCGCCACCCCAGCGGAAGCCAGGCGCGCCAGUGGGCAGAGGAGGUUCAGGAUGUACGCACUUCGAAUUAGGCUUCAGACACUGCCAGGAAAAGUAUCCCUGAUCUGUUAUUGUGGUCCAGCGUUGGACCACACAGCUGCAGGGACCCUCUUACCAUGCCUCACAGGCCAAACCUGGCCAUUGUGACCAUCUGCUAAGUAGAGAUAAGAACUGCCCUGUGACCUCUGAUUCUUGCUUCCUUAUGCAUACGUAUGUCUCUCCUUUAGUUCUCUGGGGGCAGGUGAGUGGCAUACUCUGACCUCAAAAGAUGUGUGCUCAUACGAGUAAUUCAAGACACCCACACCCAGGCCUCUGAAAUUACAUGCAAUCUCAUUGAUGCCUAUUUAUUUCUCUCUCACAGUAGUCCCGAGAGUCAGUCACAUUUGGAAAAGGCCCUGGUUCCUUUCAAAUCCUAUCCCCUCCCCUGCAAAAAUAAAUGUUUCGAUAAACACCCUGCUGUAAUGCAAAUCAGCAAGCAAAUAAAAGGUUAGGAUCCUAGAAGUAUUGGAAACUUUAGUACAAAGUGAUAAUGUCCCCUUAAAAUGUGUGGUGGCUGAGAAAAUAAGCAAUCAUAACGUGCCUCCAAAGCUCAUCAUUUUAAUAUUCCUGCAGAAAUAUGAGGAAAGUUCUGACUGGCUGGGAUAGGAGAGAGAACAUUAUCAUUCAAACAAGGCCUCAUUUUACUCACUCGGCUAAUUCCUUGCUGAACCACAGCUAAAGGAUAUGGGGUGAAAUUCUAUUCCUUGUCCCAGUUACACAGCUGAACCAUCAAGGAAUCAAGAGAAAGUGAACAUGGGAAAGCAGAGGCCUCUAGGCCCAUUUCCGGCAAACAAUAGGAAGCCGGCCCCCUGCCCCCAAGGCCCUGGCUAUUGUCAGGGGCUACUGCUUCUGACUCUUUAACAAACUGCCAAGGCAGUUUAACAAACAAGACCAGGAUAUGCCAGGGAGUCAGGGAGGAAGCAUCCAAAGUUUACAACCCGCAUUGGAUAACUGGUAUUCUUACCCUAAGAAAACUACCAGCAUCUCAGAGAAACCAACAUAACAGUUGCAUUUGUUUUUCCCAUUUGUCUUCAAAUCCUGCUUGACCCUAAUCUGACCUGGGGGGGAGGGGCAAUUAGAAAGUAUUCUCGGGAUAUUCCUAAUCUCUACCUGAUGGUUUAUAGAUCUGUUAAAUUCUGUGAGUUUAGGAACCAAGUUACAGAAACCUUUCCAUUGUUUUGCCUUAUAGCCUGGUAGACAAGUUAACACCAAAGACAACAUGAUUUUCUUUGCGGUAAAAAGUUGCCCAGCCUUACGCUUCAUAAUGGUAUUUAUCAUGCUCUUCCAGUGACUGCCUGCAUCUUUCUUUCUGCUGUGUUCUGGGAAUGUAUCCUUUUGUCUUACUGAUGAUUUCCUCAAUAGUCACUUCAAUAAAACAUUGACAUAUGCAAACA
Sorex fumeus (smoky shrew) is the source of this 9043-nucleotide messenger RNA. It is a transcript of the gene F8, whose product is annotated as coagulation factor VIII. Bases 442 to 7476 code for a protein of 2344 amino acids. The transcript is spliced from 27 exons. The record is from RefSeq and is a predicted model, not a curated record. Gene Ontology annotation, molecular function: oxidoreductase activity; copper ion binding. NCBI's taxonomy places the organism in Eukaryota, Metazoa, Chordata, Mammalia, Eulipotyphla, Soricidae.